ACAGAAGUAAACAUGGAGCUCUCUGCCGUCGGGGAGAGGGUCUUUGCGGCCGAGUCUAUCAUUAAACGACGCAUAAGAAGAGGUCGAAUGGAAUACCUUGUCAAAUGGAAAGGCUGGUCUCAAAAAUACAGCACCUGGGAGCCAGAGGAAAAUAUUCUGGACGAACGUCUCUUCGCUGCUUUCGAAGAGAGAGAACGUGAAAGAGAAUUGUUCGGUCCAAAAAAGAGAGGACCUAAACCAGAGACUUUCUUAUUGAAGGCGAAGGCUAAAGCGAAAGCUAAAAAUUAUGAAUUCAGAAGAGAAAUGUCACGGGGAAUGCGAGUUUCGUUCCCUGUUGCUGAGCCUGUUGUUACACCUCGAGCUCGCGAAGGGUUGCGGACCGUGGUUCCCACAAUUUUCCCCCCAAGUACAGUCAACAGAGGCGAAAGUGUUCGCGUCCGACCACCGGAACCAGAGAGAAGACCCAGACCAGCUGGGCAGACAGCACAAGUUGCUGCAGACUUUAUUAAUGUACCGAAAAAAAGAGGGCCAAAACCGAAGUUACGCUUCAGUGUCAGUGCAAGCAACAGUCCCUCUUCCGAAUCAACUAAGAGGAGGGCAGACGAACCUAUUCCUUAUAGCCCUUCUAAACUUGGAAGGCCUAGUCACUUUCAGGGAGAACCGUCGAACUGUAGUGUAAUUCAUUUAACUCAGAAGUUUCACGCAGUAUCCAGCACUGUUCAAAAACAACUGGGAACUGGAUCAAGUGGAAGCGCUGCAGUUCAAGAAAGCUCAAUGCGAAAAGACAUUUUGGGACAUCGAAAAGAUUACCUAAGUAGUGGUUCAAGCCAGCAAACCAAGACGAAACACCUGUCUAAAAACAAUUUACUUCUGUCAAGUGACGUGCAUGGGGAUCAGUCAUCUUCUACAGUCCAGGCGGAAACUAUUUUUCAAGAUGAAACAGAGGAAUCUUGGACCCCAUGUUUGAAAAACAUGGAGAAAGUGGUCGUGACAGAUGUUACAAGUAACUUUCUGACUGUGACGAUUAAAGAAAGCAGCACAGAUAAAGGGUUCUUCAAAGAGAAGAGAUGAUCGCAUUUUCUGUUUUUCUAACAAAUGUAAAUAACUGUCAUUACUGAAAUAUCAAUAUUGUAACCAUUAACAAUUUACUUUUCUGUAUAAUUUCUAUAGAGCUGUACAGUAUCGUCUUACAAUCAUG
This is a messenger RNA of Chanos chanos (milkfish), 1198 nucleotides long. RefSeq names its product chromobox homolog 8a (Pc class homolog, Drosophila) (gene cbx8a). The transcript has 5 exons. Lineage: Eukaryota; Metazoa; Chordata; Actinopteri; Gonorynchiformes; Chanidae. The record is from RefSeq and is a predicted model, not a curated record. Bases 13 to 1071 code for a protein of 352 amino acids. Gene Ontology annotation, cellular component: PRC1 complex; chromatin. Gene Ontology annotation, molecular function: chromatin binding. Gene Ontology annotation, biological process: negative regulation of transcription by RNA polymerase II.